This is a messenger RNA of Myxocyprinus asiaticus (Chinese sucker), 972 nucleotides long. Its product is annotated as olfactory receptor 1-like. The record is from RefSeq and is a predicted model, not a curated record. Gene Ontology annotation, molecular function: G protein-coupled receptor activity; olfactory receptor activity. Lineage: Eukaryota; Metazoa; Chordata; Actinopteri; Cypriniformes; Catostomidae. The annotation marks the transcript as partial. Gene Ontology annotation, biological process: G protein-coupled receptor signaling pathway. The transcript is spliced from 2 exons. Gene Ontology annotation, cellular component: membrane.
AUGACCUCCAUGAAAUCAUCCUCCUCUUCAAAUACAACCUUUGUGCGUCCUGCAACUUUCUUCAUCAAUGGCUUGUCUAAUAUCCCGCAUGCAAAGUACUACUAUGUAUUCUUGUGUGUUGUAUAUGUUGUGACUGUUUUGGGGAAUUCUUUUAUCAUGUGUACCAUUUAUUUGGCCCGCAGACUUCACACAGCCAAAUACAUUUGUGUCUUCCACUUGGCCGUAUCUGAUCUGUGUGGGAGCUCGACUGUGAUUCCAAAACUCAUAGACAUGUUUUUAUUUGAUCACCAGCACAUUUCAUAUGAGUCAUGCUUGGCUAAUAUGUUUUUUGUCUUUCAUUUCAUGAACUUGCAGUCUUUAACACUACUUGCCUUGGCUUAUGACAGACUGGUUGCCAUUUGUUUUCCUCUAAAGUACCAUGCCAUUGUAACCAAAACAGCCAUGUCACUCAUCAUAGCUGUAAUGUGGGUUUUGUCUGUGCUUUCAUUUGCUGUAAUGGUGGGUUUAGUAAACAGACUCUCUUUUUGUAGAUCUACUGUGGUCAGUAGCUAUUUCUGUGAUCACGGCCCUAUCAUUAGCCUUUCCUGUAACAGUAAUUCCAUUAAUUAUAUUGUGGCAUAUAUUUUCUUUGGUCUCCUGAUUUGCUUGCCAGUGUUACUGAUAACCAUCUCAUAUUUGUUCAUUGCUGCAGCGUUGCUUAAGAUUGCCCAUGGUGGUGAGCGGAUGAAAGCCAUGAAAACUUGCACCUCUCAUCUUAUGUUGGUGGCAGUUUUUUAUCUCCCAAUCUUAAGUGUAAAUGUUAAAUCUAUCACAGCAUAUAUUGACCCAAAUUCCCGGAUAAUUAACAACUCCCUGACGCAGACAAUACCACCUAUGCUAAAUCCCAUCAUAUAUACUCUAAAGACAAAAGAAGUCAUGCAAUCCAUAAAAGAAUUGUACAAACGAAGGAAACUGAGGAACUUGAAGCUGCUG